Polypterus senegalus (gray bichir) is the source of this 3622-nucleotide messenger RNA. It is a transcript of the gene anapc4, whose product is annotated as anaphase promoting complex subunit 4. Gene Ontology annotation, cellular component: nuclear periphery; anaphase-promoting complex. The record is from RefSeq and is a predicted model, not a curated record. Gene Ontology annotation, molecular function: protein binding. The transcript is spliced from 29 exons. The coding region runs from base 189 to 2567 and encodes 792 amino acids. Gene Ontology annotation, biological process: positive regulation of mitotic metaphase/anaphase transition; anaphase-promoting complex-dependent catabolic process; protein K11-linked ubiquitination. NCBI's taxonomy places the organism in Eukaryota, Metazoa, Chordata, Cladistia, Polypteriformes, Polypteridae.
UGUUGACUUGGUCAUCUCCCGUGGUUUAGAUGGAUAAUGGCGGUUUACAUGAACAUAUUAGGACAGUCCUGUAAAUGUAGAUUGCAGCUAAAUUUAACGAUGUUUAAUUGUGCUGUGAAUUGUAUUUCAUCUAGCUGAUUUGUAGCACGACGCUGUUCAUCGGCCUAGAUAACUCCACCUGUCUAAAGAUGCCACCGUUUCGUCUGUUUGGAGAGAAGCAGCUUCCAACUGCUGUAAUAUUUAUGGUCUGGUCUCCAAAGAGGGAUCUUAUCGCGCUUGCCAACAAAGCUGGGGAGCUUUUGUUGCACCGCUUGGCCAAUUUUCAGCGUGUUUGGAGUUUAGCUCCAAAUGAAAACACAGGAAAGGAAAUAUCUUCUGUUGCUUGGAGACCAGAUGGCAAAGUUUUAGCCUUCAGUCUUGCCGAUACAAGUCGGGUUGUUCUUUGUGAUGUAGAGAAAGCUGAGGUCUUGCACUGUUUCCCUGUUGAAUCUCCAGUGGCAUGCAUGCAUUGGAUGGAAGUGUCUGAAGAAAACAGCAAUCACACUUCAGUUUAUAGUGCUGAAGAUGAAUCAAAUCUUUUCCUAACAAAACUUCCAGCAGUACCAAAAAGCUACAGCACAACUUCAAAAAUUUUCAGUGAAGAAAAAUCUGAUGAAAUUAUGAAGCUUCUUGAUGAUGUCAGGCUUAACAUUCUUGUAACAGGAGGAAGUGGAAAUAUCAUUGAGUUUUAUGCAUAUGGGAUGUACAAGAUUGCUACAUCAUGUGGGGUCCCUGGUACUUGUCAGGGUCUGUGUUUAUCCAGUGAUCUUAAGUCUCUCUCACUUAUUACUGAAAUCAAGGCUACCACAAAUGAACGUGAAAUAGUUUAUCUUCAGCUUGAUACCAGCUUGCUAUCAGAUUACCUUCCAGAAGUAACCCGAAUGGCUAGAAAGUUCACACAUAUAUCUACUCUAUUACAGUAUCAAAAAUUGUCACUGACAUGUAUGUGUGAGGCAUGGGAAGAUAUCCUGAUGCAAAUGGACUUGAAGCUAACAAAAUUUGUGCAGGAGAAAAAUACGACUACUUCGGUCCAAGAUGAAUUUCUGGAACUCCUUUUAUGGGGAAAAGCAAGCCCUGAACUGCAAGCGUUAUUGAUAAACCAACUGACAGUGAAGGGAUUAAAGAAGCUUGGACAGUCCAUUGAGUCUUCUUAUUCCAGCAUCCAAAAACUUGUAAUUAGCAACUUGCAGAGUGGUUCAGAGGCACUCUUGUAUCACCUUAGUGAACUCAAAGGAAUGGCAUUAUGGAAACAAAAGUAUGGACCCAUUGGAUUAGACUCAGCCAAAAUAGAAGAUGCAGUCACUGCAGUUGGGUCUUUCAUACUCAAGGCGAAUGAGCUUUUACAAGUUAUAGACCGCAGUAUGAAAAACUUCAAAGCAUUCUUUCGAUGGUUAUAUGUAGCAAUGCUUAGAAUGUCAGAAGAUCAUGUUCCCCCAGAAUUAAACAAGAUGACACAAAAGGAUAUUGCAUUUGUUGCAGAUUUUCUUUCGGAACAUUUUAAUGAGGCUCCAGAACUCUAUGAUCGGAAAGGGAAAUACUUUAAUGUAGAAAGAGUUGGCCAGUACCUAAAAGAUGAAGAUGAUGAUCUUGUAUCCCCUCCAAACUAUGAAGGAAAUCCUUGGGUUCAUUUUGUACAAAAUAGCCCACACCUUAAAGAAAGCCCAUUACUUUUUCCAUGUUAUCCAACAAAAUCGCUUCAUUUUGUGAAACGAGUCAUGGAAGGAGCAAUUGAUCUAUGCUUGGAGAAGCCUGCUGAAAUCAUUGGGAAAUCGGUGAAAGAAGCAAGUUGUAUAACUCUUUAUACAACAACAAUAAACACCUCUACUCCCCGAUUACUUGAACUGCCAUCUCUAUGGAAUGAAAAAAAAUCUGGGAUGCAUUAUGUGGUUUUCACUAUGCCUGAAAUUUCAUCCAGCAAAAUAUACAUCAUGAAGAGAUCAACAGAUUUUUCCAGGGUUGUCACUAGUGGUCUGUUAGCCAUUGACCUUGGGAAUCUCCUUAUCGGCAAUAUUGAUGAUAGAACUGACACCUGCUGUUACAGUUGCCUAGAUGCUCGAUUCUAUGAUGAUGAAACCCUAACAGUUGUACUCGAAACUGCAGAGGAAGAUCACAGGGAGAGAAUAUUAGCACAGUUACCACUGAAUUCAGUGUAUAUAAAUGAAAAAGAUUUCAGCUGGGACCCUAGUCAGAGACUUGAUCAACAGAGUGGUCAUAUUCCUGUUCAAAAUGUAGUGCUAGAGAAUCAGUGGAGAGCUUUGGAUAACAUGAAAGCACAUUAUGUUGCUGUGAAUGGAAUUCGCAGAAUUUCCUGUGUGCUGAGCUCCAAUUUGCGCCAUAUCCGUGUUUUUGAAAUGGAUGUGGAGGAAGAAGAAGAAGAUGAGAAACAAGAUUUGCAGAAUGCAAGUGCUGAUUUGAAUCAAGUUGAGGAGUCACUGACAAGUGGUGAUGGGUCAGAAGUGCAGGAAGACUGUGACACAGCUGAAACACCUGAUUUACAGAAAGAAAAUGAUCCUCUCCUACAGACUUGAAUGUCUCAAGAGGUUUAGCUGCUUUCACACAAUAUUUAUACUCCACAGAAUGUGGUUAUCAGAAGAAAGUAGGGACUUCAGGAUAUUAAAGAUUUGUUGUACCUCUUUCUGAUGUGUAUUUUCUAGUUUCAUCAGCUUAAUAAAUAUUUGCUUAGGAAAAUUUGUACUUUGACUAAUUUUAAAGUGUUUUGUAAUACUUCUGAAAAGAGUUACAACUGCUCAUAUUGCUACUAUUUUUUUAAGUGGAUUGGGCAAUGCUCAGUUUAUUCACAGGAGGAAAAAGUCACAGUUACUCUAGAAAGCUUGCAUUUCUCUUUGGGUUUUUGCAAAUUCAAAUGAACUGCAUUUUUAUGGGAAUCAUGUUACAUACACAAAUUAUUCUGCAUCAUUGAGGUGGAAUUAAAUUUGGAAUUGAUUUUACAUUUUACUUACUAUAAAGACUGAAAUGCCAUGAUUUUAGAAAGUAUUCAUACCUUUCGCUAUGACAGCAUAGAACACUUGAAUCCAGUUUUAUAUGAGGUCAUUCUAAAACCAACUACUGUUUACAGACAUUGUGAGAGAAUAAUUUGAAGGUGAUAAUAGUUAAGUAUUUUGUUUUGUAAUGUACAAUUGAAAUAUAUAAAUGUUUGUUUUAGAAAUGAAAGUGAAGACACUGUUGAAAUGGUCAAGUAAACAAGCAGAAUGUUCCAGGGGGAUGGUUCAAGAAACUGGAUGAUGUAAUGUUCUUUCAUACACCUAGUAAGAUUUGCUAGUUGGCACAUGUACAGUUUUCAUAACAGAGAUGAAUUCAAGAGAUACUGAAGAACAAUGAUAUAAUGGAGAAAGUCUUUUAUUUUAGGCUGGUUGUGCUCUAUGCUAUAGCACCUUGUGUCUUUUAACCAGUCACAGUAUGAUAUGUAAGUAUUAAUUCAGCACUAUUAUGCAGAAGUAGUUGUUUAUAAAAUGGACUUCUACUCUUACUUUUUUUGAUAAUUUUGUAACAUACUGCAGUGAUGGAUGUUCCCCGUUUGCCGUGGUGCUGCAAGAGUAAAUAAAUGACACAGAUGGACAAGCUU